CAUAUCCCAAACUCAUAAUCCGCCCUUAUUUACCAUCUCGUCUUCAUAAUAAUUCUAUACGUAGAGUCCCCUCUCUCCCUAUCUAUACAUAUGGAUUCUAGUGAUUUCACGGUGAGUAUGAAGCGGAGAGAUGUGGUGACGGCGGUGCUGCCAGUGCCGGAACAAGUUUUGCCCAUGUCAAACCUAGAUUUGCUCCUACCACCCCUUGAUUUUGGAAUUUUCUUAUGCUACAAGAAAAGUAGCUUUAACACAGAGCAAAAUCUGUCGACUGAAAAUAUGGUGACUGUUAUAAAGAAAGCUCUUGCUCAAGUACUAGUGCCCUUCUAUCCAUUCGCCGGAGAAAUCGUACAGAACCACCGUGGCGAGCCUGAGCUUCUCUGCAGCAACGCCGGGGUAGAUUUUGUACAUGCAUAUGCUGAUAUAAAGCUUAAAGAACUGGAUCUCUAUCACCCGGACGUCUCUGUUCAUGGAAAGCUUGUUCCCGUUAAGCUUCGUGGCGUGCUUUCUGUUCAGGUAAAAUAUAUCGUUACAUUAUCGAAACUAAAACAAACUGAAUUCCUAUUUUACUUCGUGUUUUUUUCAAGCAAAAUUGGAUUUCUCCACCCUCCCUUUUUACCACUUGGAGAUGUAGAACUUCAUAGGCCAAAGCCAGCAAUCGUGAAGGUGUACUGUACAGAUGCUAAUGAUGAAGCUGCCAUUGUUGUAUCCUCCGGUCAACAUUUUCCCGUGACGAAACUGAACUUCGGAUGGGGAAUUCCAGCAUUUGGGUCGUAUCACUUUCCUUGGGGAGGGCAAACUGGGUAUGUGAUGCCAAUGCCAAGCGUGAGAGAGAAUGGAGAUUGGGUUGUUUAUAUGCAUCUUAUGAAGAAGCACUUGGAUUUAAUUGAGACAAAGGCUUUUGAUGUGUUUAGGCCUUUUGAUUCUUCUCAUUUGAAACUUGCAGUUGAUGAUUAAGAAAUUGAAUCACAUCUCUUGAUUAUGGAAUUUAUUCUCUUUGUAUAUUUUGAGGAAUGUUUUCAAGUUAGGGUCCGUUUGAUUGCAAAGGUGGAAUUUUGGUGGAAAGAAAAUGAAUUUCAGGGAAUUGAAUUACCUAGAAAUUAUUUUCCUGGGAAUUGUCAAUUGAUAGUGUUUGAUUGGUAUAAUUUUUCUCGUGGAAGAUGUUGAAAUGAAGUGUUUUUUGGUAUUCGUUUGGCUUUGUUUUAUAUGAAAAUUGUCAAUUUAAGGGAUA
Molecule: messenger RNA, 1228 nt
Organism: Olea europaea var. sylvestris
Lineage: Eukaryota; Viridiplantae; Streptophyta; Magnoliopsida; Lamiales; Oleaceae
Exons: 3
Coding region: 91-954 (287 amino acids)
Source: RefSeq, a predicted model, not a curated record